This is a messenger RNA of Tigriopus californicus, 3672 nucleotides long. RefSeq lists its product as uncharacterized. The transcript is spliced from 2 exons. NCBI's taxonomy places the organism in Eukaryota, Metazoa, Arthropoda, Copepoda, Harpacticoida, Harpacticidae. The coding region runs from base 1260 to 2951 and encodes 563 amino acids. The record is from RefSeq and is a predicted model, not a curated record.
CGUGAAAGACUCGUUUCUUGCUUCUUUCUCUCACCCACAAGAACCAAUUGGUUCCUGGGAUCUUCAUCCGCACUCAACCAAGAGCCAACACCGCAGUCGCUUCAAGGAAGUUGUGGACGAGUGGAACAACCGCGAAGCCCAGGCUCGAAACGGCGAAAACGAGCCGACGUGGAAGUACUACAACCGUUAAGAGCAUGGAACGGGCCAUCAUGGAACAGAAGAGCUUCCGUCGUUUGGUAGGGGUGGUGGUGGUAGUGGUGCUGGUGGCGGCGAGUGUGAUGGUCUCAGAAGUUGUGGCCCUACUGGAAAACGAAGACGAACACGACGACGACAACGAAGUGGGAGUAGUAGUAGUAGUAGUAGUUGUUGUUGUUGUAGUAGUGGUAGUAGUAGUGGUAGUAGUAGUAGUAGUGGAGGUGCUGCGGUGACGAUAUUGUUGGUAGUCGUUUUACUUUGGCGCCGGAGUGAGUGACGGAGUGAGUGAGUGGUAUUAGGCCUUAUUUCUCCGUUGCUUUGGCUUUAAUUCUCGACGCAGGAAAAAGGACGAAGGCCAAGAGGACGGCCUCAGUCAAUACGGCAUGGUUGGCCAUCGAUCCACGAGCAAUUCUUCAUAUCUCAGGGCUCCUUUACAAUACCAUUGACAUGCAGUGAGGAGAAGAAGUAGAAGAAGAGGUUGGAGCAGUAGUGGUGGUCGGAGGAGUAGUAGUGGGAGAGAAGUAGAAAUAUAAGAAGGAGAACGACGAGGAGAAGAAGAAGAAGUAGUGGAAGAAAACGAAGAAUACUAAGAAAAAGGCAAGAGAGCCAGACCAGAAAGAGUAGGAACUGAGGCUGGACAAGGAGAAGACGGACGAGUGAGAAGUCGCUCACACAAUGUUUCUGAAGAAGUUCCAGCACUUGAUCUGGAAAAGGAUCCAGCCAUUUUCCAUUUGAACCACACGUGAACCGUCAAAGACCAUCUUCCAAAGACCUAAGCAUGGAUGAUGCUUAGGCGUCAACCCGCCAGGGGGUGAUUCGAUCAUGGGCAUCAAUCAUGAUCAGGGACAGUUGAACCGCCUCCUCGCCGGAGUUGUCAUUUCAGGCUGACCAUCUUACCUGGUAAAUCCCCCCCUUCAAUCGCCCUCUUCAUCGUCAUUUUCAUCACCAUCAUUGUUAUUUGCAUCACCGCCGUCAUUCUCAAUGCCAAUAAUCAGCCAAACUAAACAGUCUACAGUUCAUCCCUCGAAGUCCAGAGGUGUGGCUUACCACACCCCCUUGAAUUGAUGGAUGAUGUGUACGUGGUAGUGGGCUUACUCUUUUUUGGCUCACUGUUGUUCUGUCUGUGCUGCUACAAGGUAUCCAACUUGCUCUACAUGCUCUAUCAUAUUGAUGAUACGCAUGUUGACUAUGACGACGACUUGGCCGGGCUGACAGAGAAGGAUGUCCUCACGUACGUCAACUCCUUCUCAAAUGGGCCUACGGGUAACAAUGCUGGCAGUGGAGUGGGAGGUGGGGACAGCAGUGCUCCAACGGGUGUGACCUCCCCUUCGGGAGUGCCCCCGCCCCUAAGAGACGUGACGAAUACAAACGAGAGACCUCCGCCCAACAACACCUCAGUUAACCUUCCACUCGCGUCAAUCAAAUCAUUCAACCCAUCCACCAAUGCCCAACACUCAAGCUCCAAGUGCCACGGCAACUAUAUCAUUGAAGGAGGUACAUAUCGCAUGAAACCGGCACACUCCGUGACCAGUCUUAGUAUAGGGGUCCAAUGCUCGCCUCAAGAUGCGGAGCUUCGAAGCGGGAGUGAUACUUGUCUCCUUCCAGUUCAUUGUCAUUCUUCUUCCAAUGUGCCAGUGUACAAGGGACGGAAGCAUGAGCGCCAUCCCAAAGCACAGAGGGUGCACCAGUCACACCCUGAUUUCCGUCACUUUGACUACAUGGCGACAACCUCAAUGGCCUUAGAUGGAGAUAGCCAGCGUGAUAUUGUUGGGUCUAGAAACUCGGAUCUGGACACGAAUUUCCCCAUCAGCUUGCCUGACCAUGUCACUGAACCUGAUGCUUACUGCCAAGGAGAGAGAACACCGACCAACGCAAUGUUCACCUCGGGUAGCUUAGACCGGCAAUGGAGUUAUCCACAAAGCGGUACCUGGAAACAACCCAAGCGCUCUUCACAAUCGUCCAUGAUGCAUCACGAUCCUUUGCAGAACCUUUCCAGACCAAAGUCUUCGUUCCACAUGCCACGAGGACGCGCCCAGAGGAUAGGUUCGAUUCGAGUAGCAGAAUGUAGUUUCAUUGAACAACAUGACAACGAGGAUCAAGGUCAACACAUCCUGAUGAACUCCUUGGGCGAUGAUGACGAGGACGAGGACGAUGGUCCUCCAACAACGAACAUCUCGGUCAUUGGCGAUAACUCACACUCGUCUGGUGGUGGACACUUGUGUGAAAAGCCAUCACGGCAUCGUCACCAUCAUCAGCAACACCCCAACCACCACCAACAACAACACCCCCAGCAUCACCUUGGCUCGUCCCGAAGUGGGAGCCAUCGCCAAAUCAAUUAUGUGCCUUUUCACUUCGAGAUGAGCUCCUCCUCAUCCUCAGGUGCCUACCACGAUCCAGUGUCAAAGAUGAACAAUUCGAACAUUUGCCGUAGUAGUGGGAACAACAGCGGUGGAACCCGUUGGACAGAGCCCGGAGGUUUAUCAUCCGGACGGUAUCCCAAUCACCACCUGGCCAACGCCACCGAGCUUCGAGGCGGACAAAGUGCUCAAACCCGAACCAAUAUCAAUUGUUCCAAUGGAAUGAAUCCCUCCGACCACAUUCUGCUACCUAAUGCUCGACGUGGUAGUGCCAGAGGGAGUAGCAAUUUCUUGCCCUGUGGACACAUCAUUCCACCGCCUCAGAAUUUCAAUGACUUGCAACAUCAACAGCAAUCUCUUCCCACCCCAGUGUCGACUCAUCACCAUUCCAUGCAAUAAACAGUCAUUAAGUAACUAAAUCUCAACUAUCAGCAAUUUGUAUGCCACUAAGUGACGAGGGUCUGGCAAAAAACUAACUAUUCAGACGACUCCGGACGACAACGAGAUGCUAGAGCGAUUACUUAUGCCGGCUCAAACGACUUGGAAGACGAACGCGUACAUCAUUGACUAUAAUUUAUAUUGCCCGUUUACGCUACUGCAUGCCAAUCGGAAAUAUAACAAUAGAAAAUGACUGGAUCCUCAUUAUCGGCAUUAUUAUAAUCGUCGCCAUCAGCAUCAACAUCAUCAAGUGGGUGGAAUGAGCACUUUUGGAGCCAUUGUUGUGGUAGCCUUUGAGGUCAUAGCACGAAGAUUCGUUACAUUCCUCAAACUCGCUUGAAUCUGUAGGUAGGUUACGGCCUCAGCCAAUUCCGUCAUGGUCACAUUCAAAUCGCAGAUACAUUUGCAAAAUGUGUUGCCCGCUUCGUCUUUCAGCGGCUGAUAGAAGGAUCGAGGGGGUUUGGGGGAUGGCGGAGGCUUGGUUGGUUUGCUUCGAGCGGGCACCACCGACCUCAUCGUGAAAUUCAGACUUUGAAAGUCGCGAGAAUCGUCGAUAAUCACAUAGGUUUGGUUGGAAGGGGUCUUGCCUUUGGGUGGAUGUAUUGUGGCCACGACCGUCCAUGUAACGAGAGCGAAGCAUAAUACUGUCAGCACCAUUAACACAGAGUUCUUCUUAUUCAGG